Molecule: messenger RNA, 1194 nt
Organism: Pelagomonas calceolata
Lineage: Eukaryota; Pelagophyceae; Pelagomonadales; Pelagomonadaceae
Source: the annotation of a GenBank genome assembly
AUGCCUAAGCUGCCAGCCCUCUUAUGCUGCACAUGCACAGCCCUCACACUUGCCCUCGCGCCGCCAUCGGUGCUCAUUGUAGGAGGGACUGGUCGCAUAGGCACCGCAGUAGCAAUCCAUCUGCUGCAGCGUCGGCCGGAAUUGCAAAUCACGUUGGCCGGACGAAGUGCCGAGCGUGGCCGCGCCGCCGCUGUCGAGGUGGCAGCCGAGGUGGCAGCCGAGGCAGCCGACUGCGGCUUUCUAGAGCUCGACUACCGCGACGCCGCCGCGAUGCGCGCGGCUUGUGAGGGUCAGGAUGCGGUCGUGCACGUCGCGGGCCCCUUCGUCGGCCAAAACAAGCUGGAGCCCCUGAAAGCUGCCAUCGCGAGCGAAACGCCCGUGUAUGUGGACGUGAGCGACCCGUUGGAGUACAUCGAUGAAGCGAAGGCGCUGGACGCGCGAAAGACGUCUGCCUUAUUAUGUGCUGGCGCCUUCCCCGGUUUCAGCAACGUGCUGGCCGUGGAGGCCGCGCAUUUAUUGGGAGAACCUGUGAAGGACCUCAACUUCAGCUAUUUCACGGCUGGCCUGGGGGGCAGUGGGGCAAUAAACCUCGACAUCACCAAUUAUGGUUUUGGGCCGCCCGUGCCUCGCAUCGUGGCCGGCGAAGCCACGCGUACUGAGAACUACGCGGGGACGGACUUCGGGACCAUUGCGUAUGAUGGCCUCAACGCCGAGUGCUGGGCGUGGCCGUUCCCCGAGGCGGCGACGACGGGCGAGUUCCUCAAAAUCACCGGCUCGUCGCGCGCCGGCAUGGGGACGGCGCCGGCCAUCUGGAACACUGUCCUCAGACUCAUGGUCGCCGUCGUGCCGCGCAAAUGGUGGUCCUCCAAGCGCUUCUCCGAGGGCCUCGCGCGCUUCUCGGAGCCGCUCGUCCGCGUCACCGACGCGUUCGUCGGCGAGGCGCACGCGAUGCGCGUCGACGUCUCGUCGGCGACGUCGGAGCGGUCCGUCGCCGCGGUCCAGCGCCACGACUCCUUCCGACGGUGCGUCGGCCAGAGCUGCGCCGAGUUCGUCCUGGACGCGCUCGACCAAGCGACGCCGGGCGUCGCGCUGCCCGAGGAGCGGUAUGCCGAUCGAGCACCGCGCGAGCGGAUCCUGGCGCGGCUCUCGACUACUCCCGGGACGACGGGGUACCGCGUGGGGUAAUGUUGUGAC